This is a messenger RNA of Salvia splendens (bonfire salvia), 1841 nucleotides long. Its product is annotated as 7-deoxyloganetin glucosyltransferase. The transcript is spliced from 2 exons. The record is from RefSeq and is a predicted model, not a curated record. NCBI's taxonomy places the organism in Eukaryota, Viridiplantae, Streptophyta, Magnoliopsida, Lamiales, Lamiaceae. The coding region runs from base 204 to 1631 and encodes 475 amino acids. Gene Ontology annotation, molecular function: quercetin 7-O-glucosyltransferase activity; quercetin 3-O-glucosyltransferase activity.
UUAUACAAAAUUAUUAUAAAGCUAAAAAUCAAAUUUUGCUGCCUAUAAAUAACAACAAUUGCCACAAAUCCAUCACUUCUCAUUCUCAAACACAAACCUCUCCCCUUUUCUUAAUUUGACGGUCUGUCUUUUAGUUUGAGCUUUUUCAAAAUAAAAAAAAACGUUCUUUUUUAAUUUAAUAUUAAUCCGCAACCACUACUACCAUGGGUGCACGGAAACCGCAUGCAAUCUGCAUCCCGUUUCCGGCCCAGGGCCACAUAAACCCGAUGCUCAAACUCGCGAAGCUCCUCCACCACGACGGCUUCCACAUCACCUUCGUCAACACCGACUACAACCACCGCCGCCUCCUGAAGGCCCGCGGGGCCCGCGCCAUGGAUGGCCUCCCGGGCUUCCGCUUCGAGACGAUCCCCGACGGCCUCCCGCCCUCGGAGACUGCGGACGCGACCCAGGACAUACCGUCCCUUUGCGAGUCCACCACCACCACCUGCUUGGAGCCAUUCAAGCGGCUCGUAGCGCGGCUCAACGAGGCCGGGGACGCUCCUCCCGUCUCCUGCAUCGUCUCCGAUGGAGUCAUGAGCUUCACCACCGAGGCCGCAGCGGAGCUCGGAAUCCCCGAGGUUUUGUUCUGGACUACAAGCGCCGCUGGGUUCUACGCUUACACCCAAUUUGAAAAGAUCAUUCAAAUGGGCUAUGCACCACUUAAAGAAGCGGACGAUUUAACCAACGGAUACCUGGACACGGUGGUGGAAGGAAUUCCCGCGCUAAAGGGCAUACGCUUGAGAGACGUCCCGAGCUUCAUCCGCACUAUGAACAUCGACGAGUUCAUCAUCGGAUUCAUCUUUUCCGAGACGAGACGCGCCCAACGCGCCAAUGCAAUCAUACUAAACACAUUUGAUGCCCUCGAGCAAAAUGUUCUCUACGCGCUCUCCGCAUUCCUCCCGCCCAUAUACACGGUCGGACCGCUCCAUCUUUUACAAGCCGAGUUAACCGGCUCUCGGUUGGACCGGCUCGGUUCAAACUUAUGGAAGGAAGAACCGGAGUGUCUCAACUGGCUUGAUUCCCAAGAACCUGGUUCAGUCGUCUAUGUAAAUUUCGGGAGCAUAACCGUGAUGACUCCGGGUCAACUCACCGAGUUCGCAUGGGGGCUCGCGAACAGCGACGUAUCCUUUUUGUGGAUCAUCCGCCCUGAUCUCGUCUCCGGGGACAACGCGGUGCUGGCGCCGGAGUUUCUGGAGGCGGUUAAGGGGCGGGGGCAGAUGGCGAGGUGGUGCCCCCAGGAGAAAGUCCUGGGGCACCAGGCUAUUGGGGGGUUUCUGACGCACAGUGGAUGGAACUCGACUAUCGAGAGUAUGGCCAACGGAGUCCCAAUGAUCUGCUGGCCGUUUUUCUCGGAGCAGCAGACCAAUUGCUGGUACUGCUGCUCGCGCUGGGGGGUGGGGAUGGAGAUUGAUAGUGAUGUGAAGAGGGAUGGGGUGGAGAAGCAAGUGAGGAGUUUGAUGGUUGGGGAGGAGGGGAAGGAGAUGAGGCGGCGGGCGGCGGAGUGGAAGAAUCUUGCGGAGGAGGCGGCUAAGGGCUCGUCGCGACGGAAUCUGCAUAGAAUCAUUGAUGAAGUGAUGUUGGGUAAGGUUUAGAUUUUAUGGUACUAAGGAUUAAUCGAGGAAUUAUUGUUGAUUCUCUUUAAUUAAUAAAAAAAUGGAGUCAAGUGUUUGAAAAAUUGGAAGUCUUGUUUAAUUUGAAUUUUAAGAUCAUUAUUGUUCUGAUAAAUUAUAAUUGGGCUGUGAUGUACUAUUACUUUCAGCUUUAUCUUAUUGUUACAUAAAUGCUAUAGUAGUUAUGUUUCA